Messenger RNA from Ostertagia ostertagi, 336 nucleotides. Lineage: Eukaryota; Metazoa; Nematoda; Chromadorea; Rhabditida; Trichostrongylidae. The record is from the annotation of a GenBank genome assembly.
AUGCUCAGUUCUUUUUAUCGGCCUCAGAAUGAGUACUGUAUUGCUGUAAGCGGAGGAUGUGAUACAAUGUUCAAAAUCAUUAUGGACGAAGUCGAUGCGUGUUUCGACAACAUUCGAGUUCUACAUCGGCCACCAAUUGAGUGGGGAUCAUUUGAGAUCAUCAACUCGACGAAUGCUUGUCUUGAGCUGCUGUCGAAUAGUACGACACCAUGGAAAUACUUCCAGAAGAAAAAAAACCUUGCCUAUAUUGAGCCACAAUUUCGAACACCUCGCCAACGGGUUUCAGACAUCGUUAUUCAUCGCGCCAGUCCGACGGCUUUCGCAAUUACGAAAUAA